Gigantopelta aegis is the source of this 1185-nucleotide messenger RNA. Its product is annotated as galanin receptor type 2-like. The transcript is spliced from 2 exons. NCBI's taxonomy places the organism in Eukaryota, Metazoa, Mollusca, Gastropoda, Neomphalida, Peltospiridae. Gene Ontology annotation, cellular component: plasma membrane. Gene Ontology annotation, biological process: G protein-coupled receptor signaling pathway. Gene Ontology annotation, molecular function: G protein-coupled receptor activity. The coding region runs from base 1 to 1185 and encodes 394 amino acids. The record is from RefSeq and is a predicted model, not a curated record.
AUGAAUACCGUGUCCAGAGAUGUAUUGCUCAAUACCGUUACUAACGCUUUGAACGAGUCAGUCGUCUCCGCUACAGAACAGUCUACAUUACGAGAGAGCGAUACUUCUAUCUCCUACACACAAUCUACAAGUGCUGCUUCACUGAGCCACGAAGACUACAUCGAGUUUGUGAUCGCUCAGAAGAUAGACCUCAUUUACCUGCCCAUAGUGACAACACUUGGAAUCAUCGGCAAUGUUACCUCAACGUUUGUUCUUCUAUGUUCCUCCUUCAGAGAGAGCACCACGUGCAUAUAUCUCUCUACCAUUGAAAUCCUAGACACAUUCGUACUUAUGUUUUGCAUUGUAUUUUUUAUCAAUGAUUACACCGAUGAACAAGUAAUUAACAAACAUAGCUGUGCAGUCAUAUAUUUCUUGUUCUAUUUCGUCAUCCACUUUGAUGUGCUGGUGCUGCUGGCGAUGACGGUGGAGCGGUACAUCGUGGUGCGGUUUCCGCUUCACGUGCAUCGAGUCAUUGGCUGGAAACAGACGGUCGUCGUCAUCGCGUUAGUUGGCGUCUUAUCAUUUGGAAUCAACUUGCACUCCGUGUUUAUCAGGUCCAUGGUACCAAACACACAAACAGGUAAAAGCCGGUGCUGGACGGAGGGAGAUUUGAACGUGUUCUUCCUGUCUCGGGUCUACCCGUGGAUCGACUCCACCAUCUACUGCUUCCUGCCCGUCACCAUCCUGUUCAUACUCAACGUGCUCAUCAUCCGCCGCACCACGCGAGCCUACAAGCGUCGCCAGUCGUUGACCGGACCCAGCUCGUCUGCCAGGCAGAGGCAGGUGUCCACCAUGUUGAUUCUCGUGACGUCAGCGUUCCUCGUGCUCACAGCCCCGAUCGCCGUCCAGCUAAUCGUGCAGCGCUACGCGCUCAUUCCGCGAACGGCGCACGAGAAGGCGAUCAAUCUUCUCGUUCACGCCGUCACAGACAACCUGAUGUACACGAACCACGCCUGUAACUUCAUAUUUUACUGCAUCAGCGGGCAGCGCUUCAGAAACGAGCUGAGGAGAGUCAUGUGCGGAAUUGCCUUCAGAAGACAGCCUUCUCGUGUGCUUUCCUCCUCUCGCCACGCGCACCCCAUGUCGCAGACCACCUCGCUACAAGACGUCUCAACUAUCGAAGUCGCCAUGAGAACUGAUUUCUAG